Molecule: messenger RNA, 3744 nt
Organism: Geosmithia morbida
Lineage: Eukaryota; Fungi; Ascomycota; Sordariomycetes; Hypocreales; Bionectriaceae
Product: trafficking protein particle complex subunit 11
Exons: 3
Coding region: 1-3744 (1247 amino acids)
Source: RefSeq, a predicted model, not a curated record
AUGGAUGCCUAUCCCGACGGGAGCCUGGAUCACAAUGUUCCCCUCUUGGUCGUGUCCGGCCUGAAUAGCAGCGCUCCCCAACCGCCGCUGGGGGGCGAACUCAAGGACCAGGGCAUCUUGGUCCGCUCAGCACUCCCGCCGGUCGAGACGAGAGAGGCCGCCUUUGUCGAGCAGUACUUGGACAAGGUCAAUGAGAGGGGGAGGUCGUGGGUCGCGGUACGGACCGACGAGCCGUACAGGUUUCGUGUCAAGACGGUGGGCAGGUCAUUUCUCCUCCCGCCGCGAUUAUCUCCCCUCCCCGAAUCUUCCGACCAGAUUUCCUCCCCGCCAGUGCUGCAUUCGCCCUUCUCGCCGCUGAGCCAUGUCUCGUCCACGUACCCCGACGGCCUCAUCGAUGCGCAGUGGAUCAAGAAGCACCAGGAGUUUGUCCCCGGCAUCCUGCUGUGCUUCUACACCAUCUCGACCGACCCCACGACGACGACCCUCCAAGACAACCGCCUCAAGGCCGACAUCGCCAGCAUGAAGAACACCCUGACCAACUCGGGCUACAGGACGAGGCUGGCCGUGGCGCUGCUGACCGACGAGGACAGCACCCCGGCUACGCAGUCGAUGGGCCUGCAAGAUAGGCUCGAAAAUAUCCGGCGGGGCUCGGGCCUCGACCCCAAGUCUCUCUUCUACAUCCCGCCCCAGGAGAGCCCGGCGGAGCUGAAGGCAGUGGUUGAUGGCAUCCUGUCUGCCCUCGACAUGACUGCCCUGGAAUACUACCGCGAUCUGGGAAGGCAUGCCAGGAAGAAGCGUUCGCGCGGCAUAGCACCCCAGCCAACCGUCCCUCCCACCACGGGAACGUCGCGCACGCUGUCGCUUUCCGGCUGGAAUUUCCGGUACGACUUCAAGUCGGCCGUCCUGGGCGAGUUCCGCCAGGAAUACGAGCCCGCCCUCAAGUCGUAUGAGCAGGCAUACGAUGGGCUUCUCGGGGAGGAUGUCAUCGAGGCCGUCCCCAGCUGGAACCCGCGGUGGAACGAGGCGCGCAUCUUAGCCGACGUCAUCGCCAUCCGCUGCCUGCGCAUCUACAUGUGGCUGGAUCAGACUACCCUGGCUGUGAGGAAGUGGCAGUCCCAUCGCGACCGCAUUGCUGAUCUCGUGGAGCGCCUGGGUCGAGGCACCGACAAUUAUGGGUGGGAGGCCUUUGAGGCACGUUGGGCCCUGAUCAUGGCGCAGCUCAUGGACAGGAUUGAGCUGCGGCCCGGCAUCGAUCCGUCGUCAGAUGCGCCUUUCCUCCCCGCCGAGAAGGACGUCGUUGGGGACCGCCUACAUCCCUGGGAGCUGCUACAUCACAAGGGCUACUGGUACCGCAUAGCUGCGCGCCACCUCGACGCCCGGCGAAGACUGGCCCGCACAAUACCCGAUGAAGACCGUGUAGAGCCCCGAUCGGGCGCGGCCCAGAACGCAUCGGCGGGCUCAUCCUACAACUACGACACAUAUCUGUGCCCGAAGCCCUACGAGGAACUGCCUCUGGACGGCGCGGGCGUGAAUCAUUCCCAGCUCAUCCUCGACUGUCUCAUACCCGCCAGAUCGCAGUUCCAGGCGCGGAAGCAGCUGCGAACGGCGGCUGAGAUAUCUCUUGACUGCGCCAAGGAGAUGGAGCGCAUGAAGUCGUGGAAGGAGGUCCUGGCGGUACUCCGCCCACUCUGGGAGGAUGGAUCUUUUCGCUCAGAGGGCUGGGUGCAGAUUGCCGAGGACAUGUGCUGGCUGAUGAGGCGGGCAGCUGUCGAGGAAGGGCGCGGAGAGCUCGUAGUGGCCCUUGACUGGGAGCUUAUGAACAAGAAGUUCAGGCGGCGUCCACAAUGGCACUACGAUCUAUCCAAAUCGCUCGAUGGCAUCGAAAUGCCGAACAAACCCUCGAUCAGCCUUUCGGACACUGAAGUACCGUCCUUUGUCGACGCAGCCUUCUUGUUCCGUAACAAAGAGAGCAAGGCUGGCCAACGCUGCGCGUGCCAGUUGAUUCUCACCUCGCAAGCCUUCCCGGAUGCGACGCCCAUCACCUUGAAAGACGUGCAGGUCGAGUUUGAGGGCAGUCUCAGACCGAUCGUCCUCGAACAUGCAGCGUCACAAGCGGUGACCACCGAGGGACGCACAGCAAAAUCGACGACAGCACUCAAGGAAUGUUUCGAAGACGAGUCGGCAGAUGGCCUACCGUCGAUACUCCGAGGGAAGUGCGACUUGACUCUACAACCAUUGCAGACACGCGUGUUCGAGAUGUCGAUACCGCUGAGAGAAGCAGGCGAAGUCUCAACCUCGUCAGUCCGGUUAUCAUUCGGCUCUGAGAAGUUUGACAUGGACUACAAGAUGAAUCUCGAUUCGCACUCCGCCCCUGGAUGGUUCGCAAAUGCAUCUACCAAGCCCAAACAUCCCCGGUCGAAUGCACAUGUCCUCCAGGUGCAGCCGCGUCCUCCAAAGGUGGAUAUCAGAGUGGUGGAUCUGCUGAACCAGUAUUACGCAAACGAGGAGAUUGAGCUGCACAUCCAAAUCCACAAUGCCGAGGACGAGGCGGCAACGAUCAAGCUCGACACCCACCUGUUUGGCAAGACACUCCCCGGAUUCACCGCGGUAGCAGACAUUGAGGACGGGGAAAGGAAGGCAGGCCCAGGGCAGGAGGAGUCUAGAGCUGCAGGGCUUCCUCUGGGACGUGUGGAGAGCUCAUCGACCAUGGACGUGAGGCUCAAGAUCGAUCCGACAGACAUGCCCACUACGUACGACGUGCACCUCCGGGCGCUAUACCACCUCGAGUCGGACCCGGCCACGCCCAUAAUGCAGCUGCUGCCGGUGCAGAUCAAUGUGGCGAGCGCAUUUGAGGCCAACUACAGCCUCAUGCCCCGUCUGCAUCCUGACCCAUGGCCAAGCCUGUUUGACUACGAGAAUGUGCCGACAGAGACGGGCGACGAGGAGCAGAGGGCAGUGCAAGGCCUGGCACAGAACUGGAGUCUGGCGUGCCACUAUGCGUCGUUUGCCACCGAGGACGUCAAGGUGGUCGGGAUGCGGAUGAAGGUGCUGUCGGGGUCGAAAUACGCACGCUGCCACGUCACGGAUGGACCCGACUUCUCAUCUCAGGUGGUGUCACCAAAGGUGAUGCACGAGGCGCACUUCAACAUGACGGCGCAGAGGCUGAGCCUAGACGACCGCCACCCCGUAAUUGUAGAGCUCGGCGUCGAAAUCCAGUGGCAACGGCUGGGCGAUCCCGAACGACCGACCAACACGACCACGAUGGUGGCAGGGCAGUACCCCAUACUGGGCAGCGAACCACGCGUGCUGGCGUCUGUGUUUGACGAGACGACGACGACAACGUCCCACAACGACGAGGGUGGCUCCGACUCCGACGACGAUGACAGACAGCUGAUGCUGCACCUCGAAAUUACCAUCGAGAACCCCUCGAACCACUUCCUCACCUUCGGGCUCACCAUGGAACCGAGCGACGAGUUUGCCUUUUCCGGUGCGAAGCAGACGUCGCUGCACCUGCUGCCCAUGUCGCGACGGAGCACGACGUACAGGCUCCUGCCGCUCGUCAGGGGUACGUUUAUCAGGCCGGGGCUCGUCGUGAGGGAUAAGUACUUCCAGAAGGUUCUGAGGAUCAUACCCACCCAGGGCAUGAAGCUGGACAAGGAAGGAUUGCUGAUUUGGGUCCCACCGGAAGAUGAGGGCGAUGACGAAGAGGAACAGGAAGGGGAGAACUCUGGUCCGGCAGAAUGA